UCAAUUCUUGCGAUUCUCUAAAAGCUGUUCCGAUUUUUAUGUCUAUGGUGUGCACGCGAUGGAUAAUAAAGUUGGUAGCACUGUAUAUUAAACGCCUGGCCUGCCAUCUAUGCAUGCCAAGCUUCAAUUUGAAUGAAGAUUGUAACGAUCUUCACGUGUGUGUCUUAAUUUCAGUUUAGCGUCAUAACACUCUCAUCGAAGAACGAGGAAUUGCUCUCACAAUUGUUGCAGCAUUCUCUUAAUCGACGGAAAAAGAGCGGAUCGACUUAUAUAAUAAUGAAGCCCGCACGCCCGAAGACUCCAGCCCGUAAGCCAAUCGGUCGGCCGAAGGGAUCUAACAUGAUACCUACAGAUCCCGUGCAAGUUUAUUGUCGUUUACGGCCCAUGCAAUCUACGAAAGAUGUAUCGUGCAUGAGAGUCACGUCUGAUACGACGGUGGUGAUAACACCACCGGAGUCAUCAGCCAACUUUCGUACUACAACUAGCAAAGAGAUACAAACGACGUUCAGUUAUGUAUUUACGUCCGAUGUGAAGCAGAGGAAGAUAUUUGAAACAGUUGCCCUUCCCCUGGUUGAAAAUCUUAUUCACGGAAGAAACGGUCUCCUAUUUACAUACGGUGUGACAGGUAGCGGAAAAACUUAUACGAUGACCGGGGAACUGCAGGAUGCUGGUAUCAUGCCUCGGUGCUUGGAUGUUAUUUUCAAUACUAUCGCGACGUAUCAAACGAAAAAGUUUGUCUUUAAACCUGAUAAAUUAAAUGGUUUUGAUGUGCAAAGCGAGGUUGACGCUAUGCAGGAUAGGAGUCAAGAACUGUUGCAAAGAACUGGGAGACCCGGCAAACGGCGUAAGGUGGACAGCGAUGGGGAUAGUAAUCCGACGGUAGCUCACGAACGUAAUGAAUCGCAAAGCGUGGCGGUUGACACGGAUAAUGUGUAUGCUGUAUUUGUCACGUAUGUCGAAAUAUACAACAACAGUGUAUACGACUUGUUAGAUGAGGAUGAUAUCAGAAACAACAGGACACUGCAGAGUAAACUUGUUAGAGAAGACGGCAACAAAAAUAUGUAUGUACAUGCCGUCACGGAAGUUGAAGUAAAAAGUGCGGGGGAAGCUUUUGAGCUGUUUCAACGUGGACAACGGAAAAGACGCGUCGCGCAUACGGAAAUGAAUGCAGAAUCGAGUAGAUCGCACAGCGUUUUCACCAUCAGACUUGUACAGGCACGUUUAGAUCCCGAAGGCGAAUAUGUAAUGCAGUAUAAACCGAACGUGUGCGUAAGCCAAUUGUCUUUAGUAGAUUUAGCAGGCAGCGAGCGAACGAAUAGCGCUAAAACUACCGGUCAACGUUUACGAGAAGCAGGAAACAUUAAUAACUCUCUAAUGACCCUGCGAUCGUGUUUGGAAAUUUUGAGAGAGAAUCAGACUCGGGGUACAAAUAAAAUGGUUCCCUAUCGAGAUUCCAAGCUUACGCAGUUAUUCAAAAACUAUUUUGAUGGGGAAGGACAAGUCAGAAUGAUAGUCUGUGUAAAUCCAAGAGCGGACGAUUAUGACGAAACAAUUCAAGUCAUGAAAUUUGCGGAAAUGACUCAAGAAGUGCAUAUCACGAGGUCUAAUCCUGUAAAAUUUGACCUCGGUCUCACUCCUGGCAGAAGACAAGUGAAUAAGAUCAAGGAAACGAGAGGCAAAUUGGAGAGAGGCCGAGUGGAAGCCGUUGAUUUGAACAUUGACAUAGGUCCAAUGUACAGUUUGUUCGGACGCUUUCCUCAAUUGGAGACUAUCACCUCGGACAAUGAUCAAGUAAUACUAUCUUUAAUACAAUUCUUGGAACAACGUAUCAACAAGCGCAACAUGCUUCGUGCGGAUUUACAAAAGAAACAAGAGGAUUUUAGACGGAUAUUAAGGGGAAUAGAGCAAGAAAAUGGAAGUUUAAAAAGUGAAGUAGUUAUGUUGAAAAAUGUAAAUACACACCAGGAAAAAAAGAUAUCGGCAUUAGAAGGACACCUCUGCAAAACAGAAACGAAAAUCAAUAUUCUUUCACGUGAAUUAAACAAUGCUAAUGAUAUGGUGCGAAACUUACAGCAAGAGGUGAGAGAUCGGGAGUUGGCAUUAAAUCAACGUUCAAUAGAUAAGCAAAGAGUGAAGCAGAGAUAUAAUACAAAGAUGCGAGUCGAGACAAAUAAACUGACCAGAGAGUUAGAAAUAAAACUGCAUCAAGAGCGCGAACAACUUCAGAAUCAAAUGAAGCUUCAAGAAGACAAGUUACGUCAAGUAAAGCAAAUUGUCGGCGACAAUAACAUUAAUCCUGCCUCAUCGAGAGACCAUGCUCCAGAGUUGACAACGAGAGUGGUCAGUCCUGAUAGAGAUAGAAUAUCACGAAAGGUUGCCUAUUAUGAUAGAAUAGCCGUUUCGAACCCGAGGUAUAGACGAUCGCAAAGUGCCGACAGAUGGAUCGAUCAUAGACCUCAGACUCUCGUGCCAAUCGGGACUGUACUGCAACCACUGAUGCAAAGACGGCGAAGCGUAACGCAACUUACUUCCCCGAAAGAAAUUACGGAUGGCGCGUCUAGAUAUUGUCUUGUCGCACAAGAGCACGAUACGGACGGAGAACUUGAAACGAAAUUAUAUAAGGGCGACAUACUGCCAACGAGUGGUGGUGGAGCACAAGUAGUAUUUAACGAUAUGGAGUGUCUGAAACAAUCGUCACCGAAGGCGAGGAAACGUACUGGACCUCGUGAAGAGGGAAUGGACCAAGUAGAUAUUUCCACAUCAACGGAAACGAAAAGACCACGAGUAAUACCCUCGUAACUGAACGUGUCAUUCAUCAUGAUUUACUCGAGA
This is a messenger RNA of Temnothorax curvispinosus, 2832 nucleotides long. Its product is annotated as kinesin-like protein KIF23. Gene Ontology annotation, cellular component: kinesin complex; nucleus; microtubule. The record is from RefSeq and is a predicted model, not a curated record. NCBI's taxonomy places the organism in Eukaryota, Metazoa, Arthropoda, Insecta, Hymenoptera, Formicidae. The coding region runs from base 277 to 2799 and encodes 840 amino acids. The transcript has 14 exons. Gene Ontology annotation, molecular function: ATP binding; microtubule binding; ATP hydrolysis activity. Gene Ontology annotation, biological process: microtubule-based movement.